AUGUACUUUUUGCUUAGUCACUUGUCCUUUGUAGACUUAUGUUCCUCUUCUUCCAUUGCCCCCAAGAUGCUGUGUGAUAUCUUUGCAAAUCAAAGAAGCAUCUCCUUCAUGGGUUGUGCUGCACAGAUGUUUUACUUUGGUCUUUUUGUGGCCACUGAAUGUUUCCUGCUGGCUUCCAUGGCCUAUGAUCGGUAUAUGGCCAUCUGUAAGCCCUUGUUGUACACAUUCAUCAUGUCCCAGAGGGUCUGUGUGCAGCUGGUUAUAGGCCCUUAUGCUGUGGCUCUUGUAAGCACUAUGACCCAUACGAUUCUCACUUUUUGCUUACCCUUCUGUGGUCCAAAUGUGGUCAAUCACUUUUUCUGUGAUAUUUCACCACUGCUUUCCCUUGUGUGUGCAGACACCCGGAUCAAUAAGUUGGUGCUUUUCACCUUGGCUGGAGCAAUAGGAGUGCUCAGUGGCCUGAUCAUCAUGAUCUCCUGUGUUUGCAUCCUGGUGGCCAUCCUGAGGAUCCAGACUGCUGAUGGGAGGAGGAAAGCUUUCUCUACUUGUUCUUCUCACCUGGCAGCUGUCUCCAUCCUAUAUGGGAGUCUUUUCUUCAAUUAG
Messenger RNA from Dama dama (fallow deer), 603 nucleotides. RefSeq names its product olfactory receptor 5G3-like. The record is from RefSeq and is a predicted model, not a curated record. The coding region runs from base 1 to 603 and encodes 200 amino acids. Gene Ontology annotation, molecular function: odorant binding; G protein-coupled receptor activity; olfactory receptor activity. NCBI's taxonomy places the organism in Eukaryota, Metazoa, Chordata, Mammalia, Artiodactyla, Cervidae. The transcript has a single exon. Gene Ontology annotation, cellular component: membrane. Gene Ontology annotation, biological process: sensory perception of smell; G protein-coupled receptor signaling pathway.